CUUAAAUUGCAUAUAUUUUGUUUAUUUAUAUAUUUUUGCCUGUGUCACUUUUAUUUCUAAAUCUAAUCGGUAUCUUCACCAGUAGUUAAUUUGCUUUGAGUAGAUAAGACUGUCAUCUCUGAACUUCAACAUUUUUAUUGUCUUCAUUCCAUUUUCUGGUCUUUUAAGCAAUACUUUCUAAUUGAAGCUCUAAAUAUUAUUAGACCAUCAUCAGCAGAUGGGGUCCGAAGGUCCUUCAGCUGCUGUAACAACAGUUUAUAUAACAGGUUUCAAGAAAUUCCAUGGAGUUUCAGAGAAUCCAACGGAGACAAUUGUGAAUAAUUUGACGGAAUAUGUGAAAAAGAAGGGUUUGCCAAAGGGUUUAGCUAUUGGGAGCUGCAGUAUUCUUGAUACUGCUGGACAAGGAGCCCUUGUUCCGCUGUACCAGACAUUGCAAUCUGCCAUUAUUGCCAAGGAAUCUGAAUCUUCAAGUUCCAAUAAAAUUAUCUGGCUGCAUUUUGGGGUUAAUAGUGGUGCAACAAGGUUUGCUAUAGAACGUCAAGCUGUCAAUGAGGCUACCUUCCGUUGCCCUGAUGAAAUGGGAUGGAAGCCACAGAAAGUUCCCAUUGUUCCUUCAGAUGGCCCGAUUUCAAGAAUACGGGAGACUACCCUUCCCGUGGAGGAGAUCACCAAGACCUUGGCAACGAAAGGUUAUGAUGUAAUGACAUCUGAUGAUGCAGGAAGGUUUGUGUGCAAUUAUGUUUACUAUCAUUCUCUUCGGUUCGCGGAGCAGAACGGAAACAAAUCCCUUUUCGUGCAUGUGCCACUCUUCUUCACAAUAAAUGAAGAAACCCAAAUGCAAUUUGCUGCUUCCUUAUUAGAGGUACUUGCUAAUGUUAGUAACACCCAGCUCAUGUAAUUGUUCUGGUGUUGCCGUGCUUCUGAGAAUGGGUGACUGUACAACCUUGAAUGAAAUGUUAUAAAUUAUUGUGAUUGUCAUAAUAAUAAGAUAUUGUUAUGAAAUGGAAAUAAAAAUGGUGACGAAUUUGUUUUAGCCCUUAAAAUGCUGAGGCAAGUUGACAUCUUCAACACUGCA
Messenger RNA from Medicago truncatula (barrel medic), 1075 nucleotides. Its product is annotated as pyrrolidone-carboxylate peptidase. The transcript has 5 exons. NCBI's taxonomy places the organism in Eukaryota, Viridiplantae, Streptophyta, Magnoliopsida, Fabales, Fabaceae. Gene Ontology annotation, biological process: proteolysis. The record is from RefSeq and is a predicted model, not a curated record. Gene Ontology annotation, molecular function: pyroglutamyl-peptidase activity. Gene Ontology annotation, cellular component: cytosol. The coding region runs from base 218 to 898 and encodes 226 amino acids.